Messenger RNA from Chara braunii, 3609 nucleotides. The record is from the annotation of a GenBank genome assembly. NCBI's taxonomy places the organism in Eukaryota, Viridiplantae, Streptophyta, Charophyceae, Charales, Characeae.
GUGUUCACCAGUGAAGUUUCGGUGGAGACCACUGCUCACGCUUCACGCGCACUCGUCUGCUUCCCUGUGCAUGCAUGCUGGCACGAGUAUCUUGCAUUUUUCUGAUCGCGAUCCCGCGAGUGCAAUAAUUUCUGUACACAUUCAUUUGGCUAAUUCAAUUACCUGUCGAAUCUGGACAGGACGUCAGUCCUCAGCAUAUCGUAAUGUGUUAAAAAAAAGGAAAACAGAAAACGAGCUCGCGUCACCUCCCACGCGCAAUCAAUUGUACGAGCGCAGAGCGUAUUGGCUGGGAAUCGAAACGGCUGCCUCGCUCUGUUCAUCAUGUUUCUGUGCUAUCGCGCAUUUUUUGUUCCUCGGCGCGCACUCGGUCCUAUAGUUUUGUUUUGGCGCGUAGUUUCGACCCCUAUCAUUCCUAUCACUCCUAUUACUGUUUGACAUCUUCCCGCCCUCCGCCAUCUUUCAUUCGUUAUAAAGGAAAAGAAAAGAAUCGACGGUAAUGGGGUGGAGUAGGCAGCCCGCGGAGUUCACGAUCUGUUCAAGCAAGUCGAGGAAGCUUAGGAAGUGGCGCGGUGUCGCCGUCUCCUUUUCCUCCUCCUUCACCUCUGCCCGUUUUUCUUUUUCGCCCGCAUCCUCUUGUCGAUCUACUACGCGGUCGUUGCUGGAACCCCGAACAAGUGGGAGUAUUGCUCGCGCUAUAUACACGUGUUCCUUUGUAGUCAUAUUGGCGCUCUUUUGUACGAGCAGGACCUACGCAUGGCCGUCUUCUCGCGGUGAUGAUGCUGAUGUCCCUGUCGGUCUCAUAGCUGAGCCGGCGUCGAACAGCGGGAGGGCAGUGGAAGGGGGUCUGGCCUUCCAGGGAGAAGUGGCAUUGGCGGAGGAAGGAGAAGAACCAGUGCCACGUGGUCCCACAGUCUCUACGUACGAAGACCCGUUGAUCGCGUCUCCUGCGAUGGAGCCGACGCCAAUCAGAGAGCCGAUCUUGACUGUUGACCGCCACCCCCUAAGGAUUGUGGGAGGACUUACGCCUCAGAAUGCCAACGACUUGUCGAUGCAGGAGAUCGCACAAUUCGCUGUCAACGAGCACAACAAACAGCGGGCUGAGAACCACCAGACGGAAGUUACUCUGAUCGGCAUUUUGUCUGCAGCGUCGCAGGUGGUUGCGGGUAUUAUGUACCACUUGACUUUGGAAAUAGGCACGGAGAAUGGACAUGAGAAGUUUCUGGCAAAGGUGGUGGACCAGGCGUGGAUGAAUUCAAGGGAACUGGUAUCCUUUGAGAAACUCCCAGAUGUGCAUGGAGAAUCACACUUGCGGACAACGAGGGCAGAUCUGGGAGCUCACCGGGGGACUCGACCUCGGGGUAGGCAUUCGAUAAGCACGGAAGAUCCUGCUGUGAAACAGGCAGUGGAACAUGCAGAAAGAGGCAUUAGGGCGAGAUCGAACUCCUUGGAGCCACCAGAAGUGAAAGAAGUGGUUUCCGCGGAGGCAGAGGUUGGGGAUGGAACAACAAUUCAUCUUGUGCUGAACGUGGGCAUCUCAUCCUCAGAUCACAUUGUGAAAGCAUCCAUGCACCGUACUGACGAUGGCCAUUGGAGGAUGAAGUCAAUGGAGAUCAAGAAACACUCGGAGCACCACCACUCGGAGCACCACCACUCGGAGCACCACCACUCGGAGCACCACCACCGGGAGCACCACGCUGGACACUAGUCCCAUGCGACGGUAUUGGAACUUAAAAAUGACUCGAGGUCCUGAGAGAAGCACGGGUAAGGGAUGUUUGUGGGAAAAGUACGGGUAAGUGUCUCGUAGGCACUGUUAGCAAAGCCUCCGAUGAUUGUUCGCUCUGGCAAUCUCCGCAAAGACGAAUGGCGAGGAAAAGAAAAUGCUUCCCGGAAGAAAGGAGAGAUUUCAAAAAUGCAGUAAAUGCCCAAUGCAAGGCAAAAGGGCAACGGUGCACAAAUUGAUAAUCGUGAUGUUAAUCAAGCAAAUAGUUUAUGUAAAUUCUCUCGCAACUCUUUGGUACUCUUUGGUGCGGUUUGGAACCGUUUGGAACUGUUUCCAAACCAGGUACUUCGCGUGCUCUAAUAUCUCUACCAUGUAAGUAUGUGCGCAAAUUGAUAGUCUUGAUGUCGAUCAAGCAAAUAGAGUAGUUGAUGGAAACUCUCUUGGGACUCCGUGGAACGGUUUGGUACCGUUUGGAACUGUUUGGAACUGGUUCCGAACUGUUUGGUACCGUUUGGAACUGUUUCCAAACCAGGUACUUUUCGUGCUCUUGUAUGUGUACCAUCGAAGUACUAUGUUACUCUCUGACGCAGUAUAUGCAGCAACGGCUAUGCAUUGGGACUGUUUCCCAGGCAGGUACUUUGCAUGCUCUAGUGUUUGCACCCUAAUACUAUGUCACUCUCUAGUGCAGUACAUGCAACCGAUAUGAACUGCGACUGUGUUCCGGACCAGGUGCUUUGCGUGCUCUAGUGUUUCCAUUAAGUGCUAUGUCACUCUCUAAUGAAGUCCAUGGGCAACUAUGCGUGUCUGAUGCGAUAAUGUGGCGCGCUGCGUACUACAAAACUUCUAGCCUUCUAGGCAAUCGAGUUUAGCAAAAUUUCUUCGUUCACCUACUGUGCAUCCCUGCUGAGGAGGCUGUGAUGAAAGUGACGCUCGGUAGAGACAGCAAAAGUCACAGCAUGUGUGCAACUAUUUGGCGAGCUCGUGAAGUAGUGAGCGAGCUUGCAAGCUGUGUGCCAAGGAGCUGCUGGAUAUAAUUGCCCCCCCCCCCCCCCCCCCCUUCCCCCCCCUCCACCCCCAAACUGGUGGAUGAGGAAUUGAAUGGUUGGCUGGCUGAUGUGGACAUUUUUCUUUUGAGCCAGUCAGUUGGGGUCAUUGGCAGCCAAUUCGUCAAUUGUUGGUGAAAGCCUCUGAAGCGUAUUUGUAGAUACAAACGCAACAGGUAAUACAAGCAGGAACGUGAUUUAUCGAGUGCCUGUUGUUGUUUCUGUGUUUGAUCUAUGUAUGAUUAUCGCACGUCCCUUGCAGGUUUGUUUCUGGUGUGUGGUGUCUGUUUCUGUCACAGCAACGUGACUUGUAUGUCAACCGGGAUCGAGUUUCAAUGUGUGUGUUGAGUACACAGGUUGAUCGAACUCCAAUACAACCACUGCUGAGUCUUGGUUCUCCAUAUUUCUGUCUAUGAUCCUUGGCAUGACCAAGUCGUCGGUGUGUAUGCCUCCAGUCUUGUUCUCCACAUUUUCAUUGCAGGGAAGUGCCGCUCCUUGUAAGGUAAUUUUGUCUUAUGAUUCUCGGCACGUCCAGAGCUGUCGUGGAUCGUCCCCGCCAACGAGGGAAGCAUAUGCGGAUGGUCAACGAUAGCAUAACAUUCCUGACUUGCAGUGUUUCGUAGUAUGUGAGGGCAUGAUUCCGGUCGUGACAAGUCGUGACAAUAGGUGUGGUAGGUAAGCUGUUGUAGAGAAAAUUGGCUGCCCAUCUCUGACAAGGUUUCUGAUGCAGUCUGGAAUGCAUGUCUCUCACUCUAUAACUUUUAUCACUCCUCUGGGUCUAAGUGCACGCGCUCUGCCGUUUACCCCGAACACAGUGCACCCUGAUAAUGAAUGUAUACAAGCUAU